This is a messenger RNA of Pipistrellus nathusii (Nathusius's pipistrelle), 2685 nucleotides long. The record is from the annotation of a GenBank genome assembly. Lineage: Eukaryota; Metazoa; Chordata; Mammalia; Chiroptera; Vespertilionidae.
AUGCUGCGCGCCGCGCUGCCGCUGCUGGGGCUGCCCCUGGCGGGGGCGGGGGCUGCUGAAGAACCCACCCAGGAGCCGGGGUCUCCGGGCGAGCCUCUCCCAGGGUUGGUGCUCUUUCGCUGGCAGUGGCACGAAGUGGAGGCCCCCUACCUGGUAGCGCUGUGGAUCCUGGUGGCCAGCCUGGCCAAAAUCGUGUUCCACUUGUCUCGGAAGGUGACGUCUGUGGUCCCCGAGAGCUGCCUGCUGAUUUUACUGGGACUGGUGCUUGGAGGCAUUGUCUUGGCUGUGGCCAAGAAAGCUGAGUACCAGCUGGAGCCAGGCACCUUCUUCCUUUUCCUUCUGCCUCCUAUCGUGCUAGAUUCAGGCUAUUUCAUGCCAAGCCGGCUGCUCUUUGACAACUUAGGUGCCAUCCUCACCUAUGCCGUGGUGGGCACACUCUGGAAUGCCUUCACAACAGGUGCUGCCCUCUGGGGCCUGCAGCAGGCUGGACUUGUGGCGCCUAGAGUGCAGGCUGGCUUGCUGGACUUCCUGCUGUUCGGGAGCCUCAUCUCAGCAGUGGACCCCGUGGCUGUGCUGGCUGUCUUUGAGGAGGUGCAUGUCAAUGAGACUCUCUUUAUCAUCGUCUUCGGCGAGUCCCUGCUCAACGAUGCAGUCACCGUGGUGCUGUACAAGGUCUGCAACUCCUUUGUGGCGAUGGGCUCUGCCAACGUGUGGGCCACUGACUACUUGAAGGGAGUCGCCUCCCUGUUUGUGGUCAGUCUGGGCGGGGCAGCCGUGGGCUUAGUCUUUGCCUUCCUCCUGGCCCUGACUACACGCUUCACCAAGCGGGUCCGCAUCAUCGAGCCACUGCUGGUCUUCCUCCUCGCCUAUGCAGCCUACCUCACUGCUGAGAUGGCCUCCCUCUCCGCCAUUCUUGCGGUGACUAUGUGUGGCCUGGGCUGUAAGAAGUAUGUGGAGGCCAACAUCUCCCAUAAGUCACGCACCACCGUCAAAUACACAAUGAAGACUCUAGCCAGCUGCGCUGAGACGGUCAUCUUCAUGCUGCUUGGCAUCUCAGCUGUGGACUCUUCUAAGUGGGCCUGGGACUCCGGGCUGGUGCUGGGCACUCUCUUCUUCAUCCUGUUCUUCCGAGCCCUCGGUGUAGUCCUGCAGACGUGGGUGCUGAACCAGUUCCGGCUGGUCCCUCUGGACAAGAUUGACCAGGUGGUGAUGUCCUAUGGGGGCCUGCGGGGGGCUGUGGCCUUCGCUCUCGUCAUCCUACUGGACAAGACCAAGGUCCCUGCCAAGGACUACUUUGUGGCCACCACUAUUGUGGUGGUCUUCUUCACAGUCAUCGUGCAGGGCCUGACCAUCAAGCCACUGGUCAAGUGGCUGAAAGUGAAGAGGAGUGAGCAUCACAAACCUACCCUGAACCAGGAGCUGCAUGAGCACACUUUUGACCACAUUCUGGCUGCAGUGGAGGACGUUGUGGGGCACCAUGGCUAUCACUACUGGAGGGACAGGUGGGAGCAGUUUGACAAGAAGUACCUGAGUCAGCUGCUGAUGCGGCGGUCGGCCUACCGCAUCCGGGACCAGAUCUGGGAUGUGUACUACAGACUCAACAUCCGGGAUGCCAUCAGCUUCGUGGACCAGGGAGGCCACGUCUUAUCCUCCACUGGGCUCACUCUGCCCUCGAUGCCCAGCCGAAAUUCUGUGGCAGAGACCUCUGUCACCAACCUACUGCGGGAGAGCGGCAGCGGAGCGUGUCUGGAUCUGCAGGUGAUUGACACAGUACGUAGUGGCCGGGACCGUGAGGACGCCGUGAUGCACCACCUGCUCUGUGGAGGCCUCUACAAGCCGCGCCGCAGGUACAAAGCCAGCUGCAGCCGCCACUUCAUCUUGGAUGACGCGCAGGAGCGGCAGGACAAGGAGGUCUUCCAGCAGAACAUGAAGCGGCGGCUGGAGUCCUUCAAGUCCACCAAACACAACAUCUGCUUCGCCAAGAGCAAGCCGCGACCCCGCAAGGCUGGCUACAAGAAGAAGAAUGGUGUGGCUAACACUGCGGCUACAAAUGGGAAAUCUCCUGGAGACCUGGGCUUUCGGGACACAGCUGCUGUGAUCUUAACUGUGGAGUCUGAGGAGGACGAGGAGGAGAGCGACAGUUCUGAGACAGAGAAGGACGACGAGGGGAUCAUCUUUGUGGCUCGGGCCACCAGUGAGGUUCUGCAAGAGGGCAAGGUCUCAGGGAGCCUUGAGGUGUGUCCGAGUCCACGUAUCAUCCCCCCAUCUCCAACCUGUGCAGAGAAGGAGCUACCCUGGAAGAGUGGGCAGGGAGACCUGGUGGUCUACGUAUCCUCGGAAACCACCAAGAUUGUGCCCGUGGACAUGCAGAUGGGCUGGAACCAGAGCAUCUCGUCCCUGGAGAGCCUGGCGUCCCCGUCCUGCACUCAGGCCCCGACUAUGACGCGUCUGCCUCCCCGCCCGCUGGCUGCUGAAGAGCCCCAGGCCGCUCUUGAGCUGCGCCCUAGCUUCGCCUUUCCCCCGAGCCUGGCCAAGGCUGGCCGCUCUCGCAGCGAGAGCAGCGCUGACCUCCCCCGGCCACAGGAGCUGCAGCCCCUCAUGCAACACGAGGACCAGUCGCACCUUAGCCCAGGCACCGCCAGCUCUCACUGGUGCAUCCAGUUCAACAGAGGAGGCCGGCUGUAG